GUUUAUUUUAGUUAGUAACGAGAUUUCGAGCGCACAACGUUGGCGGCGCGGUUGAAAAAUCAAAAUCAAAAUCAAAAGCUUAGCCACAGUGCGUACUCGCUAAGUUAAUAAAUGUGUGUGUUUGUUUGCGUGUGCUAAAGUGUUGGAGCGCGUUGUGCAGACAUGAAGUGAAUAAGAAAUUGGAAAAGCACUAAUAAAUAUAAAAAAAAAACACACACACACACAAAACACAAAGGAAAACGCAAAGAAACGUGUUGAAGCCAAUGAGCAAACCAGCGACCAGCAACAACAACAGCAGCAACAACAACAACAGCAGCAACAACAGCAACAACAACAACAACAACAACUAACAACAAGAUGCACACAACGGCCACAGAGGAAUAUGUGGCGUCAACGCGGCUGAGGCACAGCCUGGAUUUGGAUAUUUCCAAUAACGUUAUCGAAAUGGAAACAAAUCGGCAAAUGCCUGGCAAAAAUUGCAAAAAUAAUCAACAACGACGUGGACGACGACGACGAGCACGGACACAAUAUGCAGCCGGAGGACUAGCUGGCAUUUUUUGUUGGUCCAUCAAUUUGGCCAUUUUGAUUUGCCUGGCACAUAGCACAAAUGCCGUGCCCACCAACAGCAGCAGCAGCAGCGCAUCCUCUACAAUUGUCCCGGUCGCGUCGGUCACGCCGAGCAGCAUCAGUUCCAGUGCCAGCAGCAGCACCGAGACGCUGGCGGAGCAACAGCAGCCGCAGGGCCAAUGUCUGCUGGACGGGCUCUGGGUGCCGGAGACGACGGUGCACUGCGAGAAGCAGACAAGCUGCCGCGCCAUCCAGCGCACAGGACACUGUUGUCCCGAUUACAAAUGCGAUUGCGAAAAGGAUGGCAAAACUUAUGCGAACGGUGAUAAAUUGGUUGAUCCGGAUACACCGUGCACCGUGUGCUACUGCAAAGGUGGAGAAAUUGUGUGCAGCUCGGUGACAUGUUUCCGGCGCGACGAUUGCAUGCCCAAAUACGUGACCGGUCGCUGCUGUCCGGAAUAUGACAAUUGUCCCAUUCUGGACAACAAUCCGCCGCUGAGCAGCGAUACGAGCAGCGCAACGGCGCCAACCGCGAAGCCUGCGCCGGCUGCACCGCCCGCUGGCUUCAAUUGGAACAUAACCAUCAAGGAGAUUACCAAGCCGACAGAGAUACGCAUCACCGAUGACAAUCACAAGCCCAAACAGACGAUACCCACACGCAAGGCGGCCAAUACGGAGGCGCCGCCGGCAGCAACAAGCACGACAACAACAGUUGCUGAUAGCACGACAGCAGCAGCAACAGUUGCUGACAGCACAACAGCAGCAGCAACAGCGACAGCAACAACUGAAGCCACAGCAACAACAUCUCCAGCAACAGCAGCAACCAGCACGGCGGCAACACCAACGCGAAGCUUUGGGCUAAGCAAAGACAACAACCAGAAAGCACUUCCAGUCAAUGGGAGCGAGAGCUUAAAGCUCAUUGCCUCGGUGGGCUACAUUGAGCGACCGCUCUCGCAUGGCAAUCACAUUGUUGUUGGGCAGCAGCUGAAGCCGCUGGUCACCUACAAUGCGGACGGACUGCAGCCGCUGGCCGAGAACGAUCCCAGCAAGGUGAACAUCAAGCGCGAAUAUACCACAGAGGGCGUGGCUGGGCUGUUGAGCAGCAAGCCAGCAGCCGAGUCGGAGCUGGAGCCAGACACAGCGGGCAGCGACAAUAUUUACCACAUAAUCUCCACCACAGAAGGACCCAACAGCAGCAGCAGCAGCAGCAGCAGCACGGAGCACCAACUGAGCACGGAGGGACCCUUGCACAUAAGCGAGGAGAGCUCCACAUAUUAUGGCAAUGCCACCAUGGAGCUGGAAUCGAGCACAGAGGGUUUGAUUUCUACCAGCAGCAGCAGCAGCGGCAGCAGCAGCGAAUCGCCCGCUUCGAGCACUGUGCAGCCCGUGCAUCACAUGGAUGAGGAUGAGGUGCCGCAGGUCGAGUCCAAUCCCGCGUAUCCCUCGCUGCCCGAAGAUGAUUUCAGUUUGCGCGAUGUUAACUUUCCGCUGUCCGAGCUGGACGAGAUUGUCGAGGCGGAGAACAAGGAUGAGCAGCGCAGCAUUAUCAGCCCCUUUGAGCGUGACAACAAACGCACCAAGCUGGUCACUGAGAACAGUCUGGAUGCCAGCGGCGGAGGCAGCGGCGCUGGCAGCGGCAGCGGCAGCGGUGACCUGGAACUGUUUCAGUCAUUUGGCUCCACAACGGAGAACAUGCUGGUGCAGGCGUCCAGUGUGGAAAAGGUCACAAUGUCGGCGCAAGUGCCGCUGAUGUACAGCGCCGAGGACAGCUCCGCGGAGACACGCAUACAAAACGUCAACGAGCUGGCCAAGAUCAGUGCCAGGCAGAGCGAGAACGAGACCAGCGGCGAGCUGGACAACGGCAGCGGCAGCGGCGAGCUACGGGAGCCAACAACGCCGCGCGCCAAUACACGCGUCCAGGCGCUGGACAUUGAUGAGCUGGGCUCGGGCGCUGGACAGGCACAGGGCACGGCACAGGAUCCCAAGGCAGAUGCCGAGAGUCUCAAGCUGGACGAGAGCCAGGAGCAGCAGGCGGACCCUGGGGCCAACACAAAUGCCGCUGGCAAGGCGUCCUCUCGUGCCGAGAAGAGUUUCGUGGAAGCGGAUCAGCGUCUGGAGCGUCUCUUUCUGCAGCGAAUAUACUAAAAGCAGGUAGCACAACAAAUUUAUAUUUGGUGUAUAUAUAUACUAGAACACAUAGCAGAGCUGUAAUUUUCAAUUACCAUAAACAAUUACCUAAACGAUUAAUUCAGUAAUUAAAAUUGAGAAGUGAAUUUGACAAGUUGCAAUUGCCUUAAUAAUUGUGACAACAACUAAGUAAACGCCAUGGUAAUUCAACUAUAAUUACCAAGUAAUUAAAACUUAAGAAACGCAUUACUCAAGUAAUUGAAAUUCAUGAGUGUUUCGUUUUUUUUUUUUCAAUUCACACUGAAGCGAUUAUUAAUUAACGAAUGUAAUGAUUACAGCUCGAUUACAUAUCGAUUAUCGAUAGGCGGCUAUCGAUAUUGUUUCUAAAAAUCGAAAAGUCUUAAGUUUAAGUAGCAAGAAAAGAAAGCAGCAUUAUAAAAAGAAAAAAAAACUAAUUACUUUCACCGACAACACAUAUAAGGCAAAAUUCAACUCGCGCGUUAUUCAAACUUGAAUUUAUCUAGAAUUUAAGUUCGCCUUACAAUUAGCAACAAUUACAUAUACAACAGGAAAACAUAAAGCUGGGCUCCCCAAAUGCAAUAAAUAUAUUUUUAUUAAAUUUUCACUAUGUGCACAUUGUGUGCAAAAAGAAUAGAAAUUUGCUUAGUUAUAGAAUUUAUUUAUUCAUAUAAAUAAAUAAAUUUAAAAAGUUUUUCGUAAGUUAAGAACACAUCAAAAUCCCUAAAACAUUUCACAAUGCCACGCCCACAAACACAUAAAAAAGUGCCCACAAAAAUUGUCAUUGCACAAAAUUAUGAAACAUAUUAUUUAACUUGUUUUAUUUACUAUGAAUUUAUUUAAUAUUUAAUUUAUUGCAUAAAACAAAAGUAUAAAAAAGAACGAAUGGCAAAUGCUCUA
Messenger RNA from Drosophila virilis, 3612 nucleotides. RefSeq names its product streptococcal hemagglutinin. NCBI's taxonomy places the organism in Eukaryota, Metazoa, Arthropoda, Insecta, Diptera, Drosophilidae. The record is from RefSeq and is a predicted model, not a curated record. Gene Ontology annotation, cellular component: extracellular region. Gene Ontology annotation, molecular function: protein binding.